UGCCUGAUUUAUUCCGGUCCCAGAGGAGAAGGAGCGAGAAGUCGCAGGUCCAGACAACCCAGCACGUCCUCCGGCGCUCGCGCCCAGGCACCAUGCAGGACCCCCGUGUGCUGGCCGCGCUGUGCGGUGUGCUGCUCUGCGCCUCCGGCCUCUUCGCCGCUUCGGGUGACUUCUGCGACUCCAGCCAGUGCCUGAAUGGUGGGACAUGCUUGAUGGGCCAGGACAGCGCCCCCUUCUACUGCCUCUGCCCUGAGGGCUUCACAGGCCUCAUUUGCAACGAGACUGAGAAAGGUCCCUGUUCCCCAAACCCCUGCUUACACAACGCUGAGUGCCAGGUGAUUGACGAUGCGCACCGAGGAGAUGUCUUCACCCAGUACAUCUGCGAGUGCCCUCAGGGCUACGUGGGUGUCCACUGUGAAACCAGCUGUGCCAAGCCUCUGGGCAUGGAGGAGGGCGCCAUCGCCGACUUCCAGAUCUCUGCCUCUUCUGUGCAUUUGGGCUUCAUGGGUUUGCAGCGCUGGGCCCCAGAGCUGGCCCGCCUGCACCGCACGGGCAUCGUCAACGCCUGGACAGCUAGCAACUAUGACAGGAAGCCCUGGAUCCAGGUGAACCUGCUUCGGAAGAUGCGGGUGACAGGUGUGGUGACGCAGGGUGCCAGCCGUGCGGGUAGCGCCGAGUACCUGAAGACCUUCAAGGUGGCCCACAGCCUUGAUGGACGCAAGUUCCAGUUCAUCCAGGAUGAAGAGGCGUCUGGAGACAAGGUGUUUGUGGGAAAUGUGGACAACAGUGGCCUGAAGAUCAACCUGUUCAGCUCCCCUCUGGAAACACAGUAUGUGAGGCUGUUUCCAGUGUCCUGCCGCCGGGGCUGCACCCUGCGCUUUGAGCUCCUUGGCUGUGAGUUGAAUGGAUCCUCUGUUCUGGACACAAGUGAUGAGCCAGCUGCCAAUCCAGGAGCACCUGCUACACUGCCCUCACCAGGCAAUGGAUGCUCUGAGCCUCUGGGUCUGAAGGACAACGUUAUCCCCGACAAGCAGAUCACAGCCUCCAGCAGCUUCAAGACCUGGGGCCUGCGUGCCUUCGGCUGGUACCCCUUCUACGGACGGCUGGACAAGCAGGGCAAGUUCAACGCCUGGACCGCCCAGAGCAACGAUGCUUCCGAGUGGCUGCAGGUUGACCUGGGUUCCCAGAAACAAGUGACAGGCGUCAUCACCCAGGGGGCUCGUGACUUUGGCCACAUCCAGUACGUAGCAGCCUACAAGGUGGCUUACAGUAAUGACGGUGUGAACUGGACCGAGUACAAGGAACACGGGGCUGUGGACAGCAAGAUCUUUCCUGGCAACUUGGAUAACAACUCCCACAAGAAGAAUGUGUUUGAGACGCCUUUCUUUGCCCGCUAUGUUCGCAUCCUGCCUGUGGCCUGGCACAACCGCAUCACCCUGCGCCUGGAGCUGCUGGGCUGUGAGCGGUAGGCCCGACCGAAGUAGUGACCGGAAGGGCCGUGGAGGCUGCUGGGCCACCUGCCCCUCCCAGGUGCUCCUGCCUCCUGUGGGCCUGGGCCUCUUCAGCACUCCUUCCUGAUUGUAGUGGGGCUGGGGGCAGGGAGGGCAGUGGGGCUUCAGAGAGGUGCCAACAGAUAGUCGCCCUCCCUCCCUCCCUGUCCUCACCCUCACCAUCCAGCUUCCACAGUCCCUGGCAGCCAGCCCUCCUGCCAUCUCAUUUUCUCAGGCACCGUGGAGUUGGGUAGGUCUGGGAUGGACAGGGAGGGGCAGGGUCAGGAGUGUGGGUUACCUACACCUCUCCAGAGUCCCCAACUGCAGGCUCUGGGUCGACUCUGCCAGGGUCGUCUUGAACUCCUUUCUGCACACCACACUCCCAUGUUCCCAGAGGAGGAAGCCGUGAUGCACGGCUUGGAAGUCACAGGCUGUUGCCCCAGGCCUGCCACUGCACCCACCUGGAGAUACCUCCCCACUUAUCUCCUUGGAGAUCCCUCUUGACCUUUGUCCUGAAGCCCUAGGAAGACAGAAGUGUGUGGGGGGGUCUGUAGAAAGAUGGGGGAGCCAGCUGGGCGAGGAGGUGGGCAGGCUGGCUGGGUGGGCAUGGGGGCCUCUGCUGGCUCUUCACCCCCGAGCACACAGGCAGCUUCCAAAAUAUAUUUGUAUUCUCCACUGGAA
Sciurus carolinensis (gray squirrel) is the source of this 2171-nucleotide messenger RNA. It is a transcript of the gene Mfge8, whose product is annotated as milk fat globule EGF and factor V/VIII domain containing. The coding region runs from base 93 to 1469 and encodes 458 amino acids. The record is from RefSeq and is a predicted model, not a curated record. The transcript has 10 exons. NCBI's taxonomy places the organism in Eukaryota, Metazoa, Chordata, Mammalia, Rodentia, Sciuridae.